This is a messenger RNA of Malania oleifera, 5353 nucleotides long. RefSeq names its product ethylene-insensitive protein 2.2. The transcript is spliced from 8 exons. Lineage: Eukaryota; Viridiplantae; Streptophyta; Magnoliopsida; Santalales; Ximeniaceae. Gene Ontology annotation, biological process: ethylene-activated signaling pathway; metal ion transport. Gene Ontology annotation, cellular component: membrane. The coding region runs from base 1172 to 5080 and encodes 1302 amino acids. The record is from RefSeq and is a predicted model, not a curated record. Gene Ontology annotation, molecular function: manganese ion transmembrane transporter activity; cadmium ion transmembrane transporter activity.
CACGGCCUCAUCCUCAUCCUUAUCGGUUCCCAUUUCUGCUCUCUGACUCGAGAAAAAUUGUACCGUUACUAUUUGGGCAUGAACCCAGAGAACCCAUCCCCAGUUGUCGGAGGAAAUUUACCUGUGAGACGACGUCGUUUCGAGAAAUUGACUCUGGUCCGAAAAUGAAGUGGUGGGGGGGCAACUGCUUAGUCCACAGAACAGUGACCACCGGUUCUGAGGUAAUGUUGGGAAAACGUUAAAACUGUUUUUUCAAAAUAUUUUCGUUUUGUUUUUGUUUUUGUUUUUGGUUCUGUUGUUUUUAGUAUUAUUAUUUUUAACGAUGGUGAACUUUUGUUCUUACCGCUGCUUCAACCUUUCUCUCUCUUCGGGAUGGCCUUCAAGCUAUCUUGAUCGCCUACAAUUAUAUAUUUUUUCUCUCUACACUCUUCUUUCUCUACAGCUCAGAUAACACUUUCUCUCUCUCUCUCUCUCUCUCUCUCCCUCUCUCUCUCUCUCUGCAUCAAUGAGCUCGUGGCUUCUUUAAACUUCUGAUCUGCCGUGAAGGGGGGACUUUUGCAGGGGCGACCAAAAGGGAACAGCAAAAGGUAGAAUUUUUACUCUGUAUGCCGGGAAAUUCAGAUUUAUGGGCAGGAAUUUCACAUGAUAUAAAUAGACCUUCUUGUCAUGAUUGAGGGAUGAAGGGGAACUCCAAGUUGGUCAUUAGGAAUUUAGGAUGACUCCAAAUUCAAGUGGAUCAUUUUGGUUGAGAUCAUCUCUUUCGUGUGUGAUGAUUACAAAGAAUACUAGAAUUGUCCUAUGCUGAAAGUUGGCAUGCAACUAAACACGUAUUGAGGAGAGAGACUGCUUGUUUUGAUCUGGUGAGGUUCAUAAGGUGGGCUAAUAAAGGUCAUUGUUGAAUGUACAUGCUAUUACAUGUAUUUAUUUUCUCCAACAAUGAAGAGAAGUCUAGCUUUGGCGCUAAUUUGGCUUCAUGCAGAUUUGGUAAACUGCUAAUAAUAUCAUGUGGAUAUCUUGUGAAGGGCAGUAUCGGAGAAGUACGAUUACUAUAAGUAACAAUGUAACUUAUUGAACUUUAUACUCAAUAGGGAGAUCCUACAUUUGUGUGAAAGUGUCAAUCUAUUGUCACUGCACAAGUGGUUUACAUCUUAUUCAAGAAUAAGUUGCAAAGAUGGAAGGUGAGAUUUGGAGUUCAAACCAUCUACCAGGUGUCCUACAGCGGUUACUUCCAGCUUCUGUACCCGUCCUUCUGAUUGCAAUCGGAUAUGUUGACCCUGGAAAGUGGGCUGCAGCUGUUGAUGGAGGUGCCCAUUUUGGCUUUGAUCUGGUAGUUUUGGUGCUUUUCUUCAAUUUUGCUGCUAUUCUAUGUCAGUACCUGUCAGCGUAUAUAGGUGUGGUCACUGGGAGAGAUCUUGUACAGAUUUGCAGUAAUGAAUAUGACAAGUCCACAUGCAUAUUCCUGGGAGUUCAAGUGGAGCUAUCUGUGAUCGCUUUAGAUCUUACUAUGGUUCUGGGAACUGCGCUUGGACUCAAUCUUAUAUUUGGGAUUGACUUGCUCGCUUGUGUCUUUUUAACUGGUGUUGAUGCGAUUUUAUUUCCAAUUUUUGCUGCAUUCCUGGAGAAAUGGACAGCAAAAUUCCUAGGCAUAAGCAUGGCAGGAUUCACAAUGUUGUCUUAUGUUCUUGGAAUGCUUAUUGGUCAACCAGAAAUGCAACUUUCCAUGAAUGGGAUGCUAACAAUGUUAAGUGGGGAGAGUGCUUUUAUACUUAUGAGUCUUCUUGGAGCAAGUAUAAUGCCUCACAAUUUUUACCUCCAUUCUUAUAUUGUACAGCUGCACGAGGGACUACCAAACAUCUCCAAGGAGACCUUGUCCCAUGACCACUUUUUUGCCAUCGUAUGUGUCUUCAGUGGCAUUUUCUUGGUGAACUAUGCGCUGAUCCACUCGGCGGCAAAUGUAUUCUACAGUGCUGGCCUUGGUUUACUUACUUUUCAAGAUGCAUUGUCAUUAAUGGAUCAGGUAUUUAGGAGCCCGAUAGCACACUUUGCCUGUGUACUUGUUCUGCUUUUUUGUAAUCAAAUCACAGCAUCAACAUGGAAUCUUAUUGGACGAGUAGUCUUGCAUGAUUUUUUCAGAACGGACAUUCCCAUAUGGCUUCAUCGAGCUACAAUUCGAGCUGUUGCUAUUUUUCCAGCACUUUAUUGUGUGUGGAAUUCAGGAGCUGAAGGGAUAUACCACCUGCUUAUAUUCACACAAGUUAUGGUAGCUCUGCUGCUUCCAUCUUCUGUGAUUCCACUUUUCCGGGUUGCCUCAUCAAGUUCUGUAAUGGGCAUGCACAAAAUUUCCCCAUUUGUGGAGUUCUUAGCCUUAAUCACGUUUAUUGGGAUGGUUGGUUUGAAGAUUAUAUUUGUAGUAGAGAUGGUAUUCGGAAAUAGUGAUUGGGUAGGCAAUUUGAGGUGGACCAUGGGUAAUAACACGUAUGUUCCUUAUAUUGCUCUUCUCGUUGUUGCUUGUGCAUCUUUUUGUUUGAUGCUUUGGCUAGCAGCCACUCCUUUAAAGUCUGCUAGUGCCAGAAUAGAUGCUCAACAGCGGAACUGGGAUGUACAAAAUGUUCUAUCUGAGCCAUUGUUAGAGAGGGAGGUAAACGAUUUGCAUGAAAGUAAAUAUCAUGAACAGGAGCCUUUUCGACUGCAAGAACCAUCACUGGGUGUCAAUUCCUUGGGAAGUCAGUCAGAUGUGUCAAUUGCAGAUGUUGAUGUUGAUUUGCCUGAGACAAUCCUGGAUGAGGAACCUCAUUUGACUACCAUUGAGGAGAAUUCGUCUAAUCCUACAUUUUCUGUCCCCUUACGAUCCCAUCCAAAGGAAUUGGCAGCUACAGUAGAACUAGCCCCUGUCUCAACUAUCGUUAAGGAAGUUUCUGAUGGUGAUUUGCUGGAUAGCAGUAACCUAAAGAAUGAAUCAAUCUAUCCAGUUGAGAAGACUGUUGGAAUAGAGAGAGAUUUACAAACUGUGAAGUAUGAUGAUGAGGGAGACAGUUGGGAGCCUGAAGAGCCAUCCAAAGGGGUUCCUGAGAGUGGUCAAUCUUUGCCAUCCGAGGGCUUGGGAUCGUUUAGGAGUCUCAGUGGGAAAAGUGAUGAUGGUGGCAGUGGUGCUGGAAGUCUUUCAAGAUUAGCAUUGGGUCGUGCUGCAAGGCGUCAAUUUGCUGCAGUUCUUGAUGAGUUUUGGGGGCAGUUGUAUGACUUCCAUGGGCAAGCAACUCAAGAAGCAAAGGCUAAGAAAUUGGAUGUCUUGCUGGGGGUAGAUUCAAAACCUGCACUCAAAGUUGACACUGCUGGAAAGGAUCUUCCUGGAUGCUUUCCCUCUGUGGGGGGAAGAGGUUCUGAUUCUAUUAUCAAUCGCAGCUUAUUUGACUCUUCCGGCCAGCAGAGGGUGCAAAAUACUAUAGAGCCAUCUUAUGGGGUUCAAAGGGGAUCUUCGUCGAUGUGGUCCAACCACAUGCAGUUGUUGGAUGCAUACGUGCAAAAUUCCAGUCGUAAUGCUUUUGACUCUGGCGAGAAGCGCUAUUCGAGUUUGCAUCUUCCACCAUCUUCUGAUGGCUGGGAUUAUCAGCCAGCUACAGUUCAUGGUUACCAGAUUGCAUCAUACCUCAAUCGAAUUGCUAAGGACAAGUAUUCUGUAAAUGGUCAAAUUGAGUCACCUCCCCCAAAAUCCACAUCUUUGGGCCCUCCAAAUUACAGAGGUUCACUAGCAGCUUAUGCUAUGGGCCAAAAAUUACAAACUAGUCUUAGCUCAGUCCAAUCAUCUAGUCUCCAGAAUGUUGUCAAUAGUCCACUGCAAUCUGAAAGUUCAUAUUAUGAUGUUGGCUCGUCUGUUCCUCUUGAAAGUUUGGUGAGUCCAAUCAAUUCAAAAAAGUAUCACAGUUCGCCCGACAUUUCAGGACUCUCAGUUCCGUACCGGGAUCUAUAUAUGCCUGAUAGGAAUGCACAAUGGGAAAGCUCCAUUGGAUAUGGGUCAUCUGUUGAUCGAACAGGGUAUGGGCAAUCUCUGUAUUCCGGUGCUGGAUCAAGGGCAGGAACUCUGACAUUUGAUGAACCCUCCCCAAAAGUAUACAGCGAUCUUUUCUCCUUACAGUUGGGUUCUAGUUUGGAUGCUGGAUCCUUGUGGACGAGGCAGCCGUUUGAGCAGUUUGGUGUGGGUAAUAAAACUCGUCGUAUGGGUGUUGAUGUAGUCGAAAGUCAACUGGGUUCAGCUGUACAUAAAUCUACUUCUAUUGUGGAUUUGGAGGCCAAGCUUCUUCAGUCUUUUAGAUAUUGCAUUUUGAAGCUCUUGAAAUUGGAAGGGUCUGAUUGGUUAUUUAGACAGAAUGAUGGGGCUGAUGAGGAUCUCAUUGAUCGUGUUGCUGCGAGGGAGAGAUUCCUUUAUGAAGCUGAAAUUAGAGAGAUGAGCCAGGCCGUUCAAAUGGGAGAGUCUUUGUACUUGUCCUCUGAAAGGAAGCCAAAUUCUUCCUUGAAGAAUGAUGAGACAAGUUUUACCAAAUUUCUGGUUUCCUCCAUUCCUCAUUGUGGAGAGGGCUGUAUUUGGAGAAUGGAUUUGAUCAUAAGUUUUGGGGUAUGGUGCAUCCAUCGGAUUCUUGAACUUUCACUCAUGGAAAGUCGACCAGAACUAUGGGGAAAAUAUACCUAUGUGCUCAAUCGUCUUCAGGGAAUAAUUGACUUGGCAUUCUCGAAGCCUCGUUCCCCAAGGUCCCCUUGCUUCUGCCUGCAAAUUCCAGUGGCACAUCAGCAGAGGUCAAGCCCACCCAUAUCAAAUGGUAUUUUGCCCCCUGCUGUAAGAUCAGGAAGGGGGAAAUGCACAACUGCAUCAACACUCCUGGACAUAAUCAAGGAUGUAGAGAUAGCAAUAUCUUGUCGCAAGGGUCGACAAGGCACAGCAGCUGGAGAUGUGGCUUUCCCAAAAGGAAAAGAGAAUCUGGCAUCCGUGCUUAAACGCUACAAGCGCAGGUUAUCCCCCAAACAAGUUGGGACUCAUGAAGGAGGGACUAUGUCGCGCAAGGUUCCAACAUCAGCCCCUCUUGGCUCAUAGCUUUUUUGCCUCUACUGGGUCAUUGUCCUUGGAGCUGUUAGAUUUUGGAAAGCAGCUCAAACUAUAGAUCAGAUGCUGCCCAGCAACGAAUCUCUCUCUCUCUCUCUCUCUCUCUCUCUCUCUCUCUCUCUCGUGUAUUUAUGUCUUUGCUGCAAAUUUAUUUCCUUGUAUGUUAUAUAUACAUAGGAUAAAAAAUUACUGAAUAUGUAAGUGCAGCAGAAUGAAUGAAAGAAAAUGGGUAGAAGAAAUGUGGAAAAAUAGUUUGUUGCAAAA